CGCCCGCGCGGAGGGCAGGAACCACCUCCGCGUGCCGCGUAGCCCAGGCCCUCGGCUGCCCGGCGCCGAGCCCUCCGCCUGCAGCCGGCCCUGGCCUCUCCUCCCCCCGGUGAAAGAGGAGGGAUGUCCGCUGCCGCCUCCGCUGAAAUGAUUGAAACCCCCCCGGUCCUUAACUUCGAAGAAAUUGACUACAAAGAGAUCGAGGUGGAAGAGGUUGUUGGAAGAGGAGCCUUUGGUGUGGUCUGCAAGGCAAAAUGGCGAGCUAAAGAUGUAGCCAUUAAACAAAUAGAAAGUGAAUCUGAAAGAAAAGCCUUCAUUGUAGAGCUUCGACAACUGUCACGAGUAAACCAUCCCAAUAUUGUCAAGUUAUAUGGAGCCUGUCUAAACCCAGUGUGUCUUGUUAUGGAGUAUGCUGAAGGAGGUUCUCUAUACAAUGUGCUGCAUGGUGCUGAACCUCUGCCUCAUUAUACAGCUGCACAUGCCAUGAGUUGGUGUUUACAGUGUUCCCAAGGAGUGGCAUAUCUCCACAGUAUGAAACCAAAGGCUCUAAUUCACAGAGACCUGAAACCACCAAAUUUGCUCUUGGUAGCUGGGGGGACAGUUCUAAAAAUCUGUGACUUUGGUACAGCCUGUGAUAUUCAAACACACAUGACCAACAAUAAGGGAAGUGCUGCUUGGAUGGCACCUGAAGUUUUUGAAGGUAGCAAUUACAGUGAAAAAUGUGACGUUUUCAGUUGGGGUAUUAUUCUCUGGGAGGUAAUAACCCGUAGGAAACCUUUUGAUGAGAUUGGUGGUCCAGCUUUCCGCAUAAUGUGGGCAGUUCACAAUGGUACUCGGCCACCACUGAUCAAAAACUUACCUAAACCAAUUGAGAGUUUAAUGACCCGUUGCUGGUCCAAGGAUCCCUCACAACGACCAUCCAUGGAGGAAAUUGUUAAAAUAAUGACACACUUGAUGCGGUACUUUCCAGGAGCUGAUGAACCUCUGCAGUAUCCAUGCCAGUAUUCAGAUGAAGGCCAAAGCAACUCUGCCACUAGUACAGGUUCAUUCAUGGACAUCACUUCUACAAACACAAGUAACAAGAGUGAUGCUAACAUGGAACCAAGUGAAUUCCAGGGGGCUUCUACAAAUGAUACUAUUAAACGUUUGGAGUCAAAAUUGGCACAACAAAUGAAAAACACAGCUAAGCAGCCGGGCGAUGCUGGCCGCUUGAGUUUACCCCCAUCUCGUGGAAGCAGUGUGGAGAGCUUGUCAGAUGUUCGUGCACGACCACAGUCAUCCCUUGUUUCAGGAGAAGCCAAAAGGAUGAGUGCUGACAUGUCUGAAAUAGAAGCAAGAAUAGCUUCCAUCACAGCCUAUUCCAAACCUAAACGAGGCCAUCGUAAAACUGCUUCAUUUGGCAACAUACUGGAUGUCCCUGAGAUCAUCAUACCAGCAGGAAACGGACAGCAGAGGCGUAGAUCCAUUCAAGAUCUUAGUGUUGCUGGAACAGAGUCUAGUCAGGAGAGUAGAAACAGCAGUAGAUCGUCUAGUCCUAGUGUGAGAAUGAUCACUACCUCGGGACCAACCUCUGAAAAGCCAGCUCGUAAUCCAUGGACACCUGAUGAUGCAGAGACCAAUGGGUCAGAUAACUCCAUCCCAAUGGCAUAUCUUACAUUAGAUCAUCAAUUACAGCCUCUAGCACCGUGCCCGAACUCCAAAGAAUCUAUGGCUGUGUUUGAACAGCACUGCAAAAUGGCACAAGAAUAUAUGAAAGUUCAAACAGAAAUUGCAUUGCUGUUGCAGAGGAAACAAGAACUAAUAGCAGAACUGGACCAGGAUGAAAAAGACCAGCAAAAUACGUCCCGUCUGGUACAAGAACAUAAAAAGCUGUUAGAUGAAAACAAAAGUCUCUCAACUUACUAUCAGCAAUGCAAAAAACAAUUAGAGGUCAUCAGAAAUCAGCAACAGAAACGGCCAGGCACAUCAUGAUUUCCUGGGACCUUUCAAAUGAAAAAUAUGCACAGAAAAGACUGAUUUUUUUUUAAUUGUUACUAUUAUCCCUUAUUAUGACAACUCAUGAGUGUUAGCUUCUUGGUGUGAUCUGUAUUUGUCUGCUACACUUACCAUCGUUUAAUUUUCUUUUUCCUAUGGUGGACAUCCAGUUCAACAGGUUAAUUGAAUAAGGUGAGAGAACAGUGACUUGAAUUAACCAACAGCACUCAAUUUAAAGCAAGAACAGUGGCUGUAUGCAUGCUCCUUGUGUGAAGGCUAGCCUAACAAGUGUUAAAGUGGCUGCUAAAUUAUAAGAUCUUGUUUUUAGUUUUUGGUAUUACCUCGAUAUGAGCAAAACAAAAACUUCCCUGUUUAAGAAUGGUUUUGUUCCAGUGUCUCAUCUCAGACUAUUAAUAUGACAAUUAUUUUCAGGACUUAAAACAUGCAUCAAGCUGCAGAGGUGAUGCUGGCCAACUAGAGUAAUUCAUGAUGCAUUAGUAAUGCCUUUUACCUUUAGACAUAGUGUAUUUUUUCCACGUGCAAAAUGGUAGGCAAACUGAUGCCAGCAUCCUUGGUUCAGUGCUUGAUAAGCCCUGCAUUUUGACUAAUAUAUUUCUUGUACUCUUGCUUUCAUAAAAUAUUUGAAGUAAAAGUCUGUAUUUUCUUUACUUUCUUGGGGGGGAAUGACAUGCAGUUUCAGUUACUGGGCAAACAUUAGGAAGGAGAUUCACUGAGCAAAGUUGUUCGCUUCUAUAAAAGAGAGGGGGAAUCAAAAUUGUGUGAAAGUGUGUUUAAGACCUUUAAAGUUUUGUCCCUACAACAUCUUUGAAGAAAAUUCAGAAAUCAAAUUAAUACAAAACUUUAAAUACUUGCUCCCUCCCUUAUACCACUUCUUGGGUUUUGGUUGUUUGGGGUUUUUUUCUUAAACCUUAUUUGCUGAAAAGCACUUACCAUAAAUGUAAAUAAGUUUUGUUUAGCUAGGGAGGAGAAGGGUUUGGGGAAAUGAAUUUAUUUUAAAUCAAAUUAUGAAAUGGAGUCGAGUAUGCAAAUAGCGGAAGCUAUUAAGAGAAUGAGGGAAAUGGCUUAGAUCUCCAUCAGGAAUCUCAGUUAUUCCACUCAUUUGAACAUAGUUCAGAGGAAGUCCAUCACAGAAUGCCUGCUGUCUUCAUGACUGAAGAAUUGCUUUUAAUGAGCUCAAGCAGAAUAUGUAAUGAUCAGUGUCAUUAUUUACUGUUAUUACAUGGGAGAAAAUAACUACCUGUUUACAUUGCAGAUUGGUUAUUUGGAUUGUGAAUUAACUUUUAACUGGUGCAAAAAUGAGGCACUUCUAAACAUAAUGAGAAAUUAUUCCUUACAUAAGCUCUCGGUGUGCUCAGUUGUGGGCAGGGUUUUACUAAGAAACAGUCUUGCAAAAGGGAAACAGAAAAUUGUCAUUUAGCUGCUGAGCUCUUGAAAUACAAGAGAAGUGAUCUGAAAUUGGACUUGCUACGAAUGAAUAAUUAUUUACAAAAGCCCAUGAGCAGAACUUGGAAAAAAGGGUAAAAACCUCACAGUAUUUUUCUCUUCCCCUUCCUACCUAGCAGACAAAAAACAUCAAUACUCUUGUGCUUAUCUGUGGACAAGAAAGAUGAUGAACAUUUUACUGAACAGUGUCAUCCUGUCUUGAAAAUAAAUCUAUCACUGGCAAACCUUUGGGAGUCAGAAACCCUUCCCUCAUUUUAUUUAAAUAAAGGAAGGGUUAUCAUUCCCAAAACCUUAGCAGAUAAUUUGAUUAGUUAGCUGAAAUUGAUAUUGGGAUCAACUUAAGGGCACACAUAUUUAUAGCAAAAUGUAAUUGGCAGAGAAAAUAACUGUAGUAUUAGGAAUAGCACAAGUUAUCCAGAGCAUUGCUGUUCACAUACAUCUGUCCUUCUACCAAAAUGGACACACUCAGUGAUGAGCAGCUUACUUAACACACGCUGAAGCAUGAAGUAGGGCAGCAUAAAUACUGAUGCUCAACUUCGCAUGCAUGGUUGAUAAUUACAUACACAAAAUCAUUUCCCAGGACAGUUUUUGCAGUUUGCUCUGUCAUAAAACACAGACACUGUUUUCAGGUAAAUCAGUAUUGUAUAUGAAGAAUCACUUUAUGGCAAGUUAGAGUAAGGGAAGCAAUGCUAACUUGAUGGUACAUAAUACAGAAGUGUUUUCUAACAGUUGCUUAUGACUUGCUAGGGUUUACAUUGGAAUGGGUCUCAGACUGUAAAAUAAGUACUGUGCUACCAUGCACUGUUGAACUCUGCUCCAGUCGGUAGUUGGGUUAUAUUGGUUUUGUUCAAAUUUUCAAAGGGAAUUUGGAGUUUGACCUUUUGCUUCCAAAUUGUCCCUUUCUUAAUUCUACCAAAAGUUGAAAAAUUAUUUGCCCAGGUUUCACAGUGAAGCGUUCUGUGUGGCUAAGUCUCUGUAUCAUUAGCAAAAAAAAAAUACCAUAAGGGUAGAAUAUAGUGGUUUGGGUUGGCUGAGAAGAGUUUUAACAGCUUGACUUUCAGUGACCUUUAGUAUUUUCAUAAGGCUCUUGUUUUAAAGUUGUUUACAAAUGUAUUUUUUAUUUUUGUGUUAAACUAUCUGGAGUUUUCAGGAAUUUUUUCAUGUUUUUCUUGGGUUUCUUUUUUGUCCAGUUAAAGCUGCUCCUCUAAUAACGGAAGUGAAACACCUAGUUUUGUCUGGGCACUGCCUUCUCAGAAAAGGUAACAGGCUCUGCUUUUUGUUACAGUAUGUGUUCUGUAAGAUACUGUGUAAUUGAAAGUAUGCUUCUGUACACUGUACAGUUCUGCCAAAAUGCUCUUUUUAGGGUUUUUUUUUCUGAUAAGAAGUUGAAGAUUGUAAUUCAAAACUUGUACAUAAAAUGAUGAAUGAUUUCAUAUGAUUCAGGAAUGAAGAGUGUGGCUUUCUGCUACAGGGUUUUACUGUGUUGUCAGGAAUCUAAUUAAUAAAAGCUGAGAGACUUCCACAAA
Molecule: messenger RNA, 4964 nt
Organism: Melopsittacus undulatus (budgerigar)
Lineage: Eukaryota; Metazoa; Chordata; Aves; Psittaciformes; Psittaculidae
Gene: MAP3K7
Product: mitogen-activated protein kinase kinase kinase 7
Exons: 17
Coding region: 124-1971 (615 amino acids)
Biological process (GO): JNK cascade; positive regulation of canonical NF-kappaB signal transduction; immune response
Molecular function (GO): MAP kinase kinase kinase activity; ATP binding; magnesium ion binding
Source: RefSeq, a predicted model, not a curated record